Gekko japonicus is the source of this 4231-nucleotide messenger RNA. It is a transcript of the gene C9orf72, whose product is annotated as chromosome unknown open reading frame, human C9orf72. The transcript has 12 exons. Gene Ontology annotation, biological process: endocytosis; autophagy. Gene Ontology annotation, cellular component: endosome; autophagosome. The record is from RefSeq and is a predicted model, not a curated record. Gene Ontology annotation, molecular function: guanyl-nucleotide exchange factor activity. The coding region runs from base 277 to 1722 and encodes 481 amino acids. NCBI's taxonomy places the organism in Eukaryota, Metazoa, Chordata, Lepidosauria, Squamata, Gekkonidae.
UAUCGCUUGCAAACACCCAAGCAACAAACGAGUGCAGUUUCCACCACCGACUAGCAAUAAAAGGCAGCGCGUGCGCACAUCCAAAAGGCGGAGUGUUUCCAUCAGGCGAGAGGGAAACAGUCUCGCGCACGCGCAUUGUCUCCCGAGACGCAAGCGCUCGAGAAUCGCGCAGGCGCAAUGGCAAGAGCGAGUGCCGAGGGUUUCGAGAGGGCCGGAGACGAGUGCGUUAACCGGUUUUAAGAAAAAGGCUUUGACAAUGUGACAGCUGGGGUCAUCAUGUCUGCUCUGUGUCCUCCUCCGUCUCCUGCUGUUGCCAAAACUGAGAUCGCAUUGAAUGGAGAGUCACCACUACUGGCUGCUACUUUUGCCUACUGGGAUAACAUUCUUGGUCCCAGGGUCAGACACAUCUGGGCGCCAAAAGCAGAGCAGCAGUUUCUCAGUGAUGGAGAAAUAACAUUUCUUGCAAACCACACUCUGAACGGGGAAAUACUUCGGAAUGCAGAGAGCGGUGCAAUAGAUGUGAAAUUUUUUGUUUUGGCCGAGAAAGGAGUAAUUAUUGUGUCCUUAAUUUUUGACGGAAACUGGAACGGGGACAGAAGUACCUAUGGACUUUCGAUUAUACUUCCGCAAAGUGAGCUUAGCUUCUACCUUCCCCUGCACAGAGUGUGUGUUGACAGGCUGACACACAUUAUAAGAAAAGGAAGGAUAUGGAUGCAUAAGGAAAGGCAAGAACACAUACAGAGGGCAGUAGUGGAGGGCACAGAGAGAAUGGAAGAUCAGGGUCAGAGCAUCAUUCCAAUGCUGACAGGCGAAGUUAUUCCUGUAAUGGAACUCCUUUCAUCUAUGAAAUCACACAGUGUUCCAGAAGAAAUAGAUAUAUGUGACACAGUGCUCAGUGAUGAUGAUAUUGGAGAUAGCUGUCAUGAAGGUUUUCUCCUGAAAGCCAUCAGUUCACACCUGCAGACCUGUGGUUGCUCAGUAGUUGUAGGAAGCAGUGCAGAAAAAGUUAAUAAGAUCGUGCGGACUCUGUGCCUCUUUCUUACAUCAGCAGAGCGAAAGUGUUCCAGGCUCUGUAGAAGUGAAACUUCCUUCAAGUAUGAGUCAGGACUUUUUGUGCAAGGCUUGCUCAAGGAUGUGACUGGAAGUUUUGUGCUACCUUUCCGACAAGUGAUGUAUGCUCCAUAUCCUACCACUCAUAUUGAUGUAGAUGUCAACACAGUGAAGCAGAUGCCUCCGUGCCAUGAACAUAUCUAUAAUCAGCGGCGAUACAUGCGAUCUGAGCUAACAGCAUUUUGGAGAGCCACUUCAGAUGAGGAGAUGGCUCAGGAUACCAUUAUCCAUACAGAUGAAAGCUUCACUCCUGACCUGAAUGUUUUUCAAGAUGUCCUGCACCAAGACACUCUAGUAAAAGCGUUCCUGGAUCAGGUCUUUCAUUUAAAACCCGGGCUGUCCCUGAGAAGCGUGUUCCUUGCUCAGUUCCUAUUAGUUCUUCACAGAAAAGCCUUAACGCUCAUUAAAUACAUAGAAGAUGACACGCAAAAAGGUAAAAAGCCUUUCAAGUCUCUCCGAAGUUUGAAGAUAGACCUGGACUUGACAGCAGAGGGCGAUCUUAACAUAAUAAUGGCAUUAGCUGAGAAGAUCAAGCCUGGCUUACAUUCCUUUCUCUUUGGCCGACCUUUCUACACUAGCGUGCAGGAACGGGAUGUUCUCAUGGCAUUUUAAAGAUGCUUUGUUUGUGAUCUGUAUUGCUAGGACUCUGCAAGGCUGUUCAAAGGCCAUAGAGACAGACAUGCAGAGUUGCUGUUUGAGGCACAUUCUGCCGUUCCCUGCCAUUUAAUGCGAUGUACACUACAGCCUAAAGGAGAAAGGGGCACUAGUGCUAUAAUGAGUCUAGUCACUUCAGUUUAGGUACAUAUCAAAGGCUCCAUUUUGUUUAUAGUGAGAGCAGAAUGUUGUUGGGGUAUUUCUAAUACAAUCAAUCUGUGGUAGUUUCUAAACCACCAAGUAAGGUUGUGGUUUAUAUUUAAACAAGAGAGCUUUUUUUUUUAAAUGGCUCUUAAGAAAUUGCACUGCAUUUAACACUUUUUCUUCAGUUUGCUUUGCAUGGAUGGCUUUGCAUGGAUGGUUGGGCACAUUUGUCCACUCCCUAAUUGUGAACUGUAAAACAAAUUUCAGGUGUGGUUUUGAAGAUAUUUUCUGGUGUGCUUGACAACAUGAACAGUAGUGUCUGCACGGCCUAUACACAUACUCGGAAAGUCACCAGAAACCUAUGAUAACAUCUAAGCAUGUAAACCGACAUGGAAAAUGCAGGUGUAUUCUUACAACAGGCAAAACUGGACCUGACUCUGCAGAAUGCUAUUUUUAGACUGGGUCACAAAUUACACUGUGUCCCAGUGCCAAGUAAGGCUAUUCAGUUGCAGAUUUAUGCUGAUUAUGUUAGAUCAUCAGGCAUACUACAGGAUUUAAUGAGUAGCAUAACUUCCAAGCACAAAAUAGAAACAUGAGGUUCUGUGUUGGAGAGAGCAGUUGCCAAGCUUUGUCUAAUAAACUGUUGAGUAAAAUCUGGCUAAAUCCUACAUUCUUGUGCUCAUAUUCUUUUUGAAAAAUAUUUAAAUAGCCAAACUUGGUGGAUUUGAAGUCAAUGGGAAUGGCGGUAAUGACACAAUUCUGGUCUGUUAGAUGUUGGUCUUCAUCUCUAGCACAUUUAUAUCUCUUCUGUUGCUCCCCCCCCCAAUAUGGGGAGUGUUGAUAUAUAUUUGCCUACAUUUGUAUCAUCGUCUAUAUGUGUCUGGUGCAGUGUGUUGGUUUUAUAAAAUAACAGAAAGUUGGCCAUCUGCAUGUCACACUGUAUUUGAUGUGAUGUUAUAGUGCAUGCUGCUGUUUCAUCCCCUAAUACAGGUGUCUGCUUCUCUAAGUGCAAUAUUUUUGUAUUCUUCUGUGGCUUGGGAAAUUCAGUGUGUCAAAAAUCUCUGUGCACAUUUAGCCAAGGGUUUUGUUAGCCAUUUUGGAGCAUUGUGUAAAUUGAGUUUUUAAUGUUCUGAAAGCCUGUCAUCUGUUGUGAUUCAGUGACUGUGCUUCAUUCAUGAGAUUGGGUGGAUGAAAUUCCAUGCUACAUGAGUAGGGAAACGGUGUGUUCAUAUGCCAGUCAUUCCCUAUUAGUAUGGCAGUUUCUAUUUGGAUGACGUUCAGCUUGUAUAUCAAAGCCCCACAGAUUUCUGGAAACAAUAUUACAAUGUCAAAAUAUUGCUGGGGGAGUGGCUAGUGAGGAGGGAGCUGCCAAAGCGUAUAACCUUGUGGGCAGUGGUCAAGGCAGGAAACAAUAAAGAUACCUUCCUUCUAGCUCGAUGUGACUUGAAAUCAAAAAUACAUCCCAAUGUGAGUGGUUGAACAUUGUUCUGGUGACCUAACACACACACCCCUUGCAUAAUAAGGCUUAAGCCACACGUAGCUUUGGUGCCAAAGCCAGGAGCCCCGGGCAGCUUUUUGAAGUUUUUGUGCAAAAACUUUAAUGCAAGGGAUUGAUGUCUUUUUCUGUUUAUCUAAUUGAUAUGUUUGGGAGGAAAGCUGCAAGAUACCUGAAAUAAUUACUUUCUUCUGAAUUCUGUUAUGAUGUUGUUUAUCUGACAUGUUAAUGUAAGAAAGCCUAUACAACUGUGCAAAGACAGCGCAUGUAAAUUAGCUAAUUUUAUUGCAAAUCACUGUGUACUUUGUUUACACAUGUAAUUGUACACUAAGGUUGCACUAGUGUUUGGUAUGUGUUUUGGGAAUGGCUGGGUGGUGGUUUGAAACAAAUGUGGUAUCUACUUACCUAUGUAUCCAGGGUGUCUGUAUAUUUUUUCAUACUUCUAGAAUUCUGUAUAGUAAGAUACCAGAAAAAUCAGUGUCCAUUAUUGCUGACAUAAUAUAGUGAUAAGAUACAAACUCUAUCUGCUGUUUUAUAUUACAAAGUUGCACAAUAUGGUGUUAAGGGUUGCUAAUUAUUUUUAAUGUUACUUCUUAAAGUGGUUUACAUGACUUUAGAGUUCUCUUGAAGUGCUAGAGAAGUUCACACGCAGAUUGCAUUACAGAAGCAUGUGCUUAAUAAUUUUAGCUUUCCUUAUGGAAAAUAUGUCAUUGACAUUACUAAAAGAAGAAAGUGCUGUUGCCUGAAACACACCAUAAAGUCCAGUUUUCACUUUGGAACAUCUAAAUACCAAAAACAUGCUCAAAUUUUGAUGCACUUUUGUUCGGC